AUGCCAGGCGCGACUGUGAAGGCGAAGAAGCCGGCGAACAAGAACGCUUAUCGCCGGGCAAAGAAGAGGGCACAGCGCGCUGAGACACCAUCCGAGGCCGACGACUCUGCGCGUGAGAGUGAAUCUCCUGCACCAGACGACAUCACCAAUAACGAUGCACAGGCGGUGAAGCCGACGGAUCUGCUCGACAUUGACGACCUCGCGAACCAAUAUGACCUAGACAACCCUCUCUUCGAGCAGUACAAGAGCAUUUUCGAGAAGUUUAGGGAGCCGACGGAAGAAGAGGCGGCAACCAAAGACGAGGAAAAGCCCGAGAUCUACUACGACGAUGACGACAUUCCAAGCGAGGAAGAGGACGGCAAGCCGAAGAUCUCGAAGAAGCAGAGGAAGGCUAUGAAUAAGCUGUCGGUCGCUCAGCUCAAGUCGCUGGUUCAGAAGCCUGAGCUGGUCGAGUGGACAGAUGUGUCAUCAUCUAAUCCAGAGCUGCUGAUUGCUAUCAAGGGAGCAAAGAACGUCAUCCCCGUACCAACCCACUGGUCGCUGAAGCGCGAGUACCUGUCGUCGAAACGUGGUAUCGAGAAGCCGCCCUUUGCGCUGCCCAAAUUCAUCCAGGAGACGGGUAUUGCAGAGAUGAGAGAUGCUGUGCUCGAGAAGCAGGCAGAGAUGACAAUGAGGCAGAAGCAGCGCGAGCGCGUCCAGGGAAAGCUCGGCAAACUCGACAUUGACUACUCGAAGCUCUACGACGCCUUCUUCCGGCGACAAACAAAGCCAGAGCUGACACGUUAUGGCGAGGUUUACUACGAGGGCAAGGAAUUUGAGACAAAUCUAGUGAACCUCAAGCCAGGUGAAUUGAGCGAGGAACUGAGGGAAGCUCUUGGCAUGGCGGCCGGUCACCCACCUCCGUGGCUUAUCAACAUGCAGCGCUUUGGCCCCCCGUCGUCCUACCCGAGCAUGCGCAUACCUGGUGUGAACGCGCCCAUCCCACCCGGCGCUUCCUGGGGCUUUCAACCGGGUCAGUGGGGAAAGCCUCCAACUGAUGACGGAGGACGACCACUUUUUGGAGGCGAUCUCUACGGCACGAGUGUACUAGAAGAACAACAGAAACCUACACAUGAUGGCGAACCGGUUGAGCGUGGCACUUGGGGAGCGCUACGGGCUGAGGGCGAGAGCGAAGACGAGGAGAGCGACGAGGAGGAAGAGGAGGACAAAGAUGAGGACGAAGAUGAGGAGGAAGACGGUGAAGAAGACGCAAGCGGCAUCCAGACAUCUAUGACGGCGGCAUCGGGCAUGACAUCACAGAUGGGCGGCAUCGAGACUAUCGGCGGAGAGUUCACACUCCGGAAACAACGCAAAGGAAUCGAGACGGAAGAGCCGGGCGCGCCCCGCAGCGCGUUCACCGUCCUCCCCGAGAAGAACAUUUCUGCGACUGGUUUCUUCGGCGGCGAGCAUGCGUACGAUCUUGAUGCUGCCAAGCGUGACGCCAUUGGGAUGGCACAGAAGAAGCGCAAGGCUGGUGAUGUGGACAUUUCUGUCGACGUGGAUCAGUUGGCAGACAGCGACAAGCUGGACAAGGAUGCGCUCAAGAAAGAGUAUGAGUCAAGGCAACGGGCGGAAGCGGCAGGACAGUGGCAGAGUAUUGAUCAAGAUGACUUGGCAGACAUGAUUGCCGCGGAGAGCAGGAAGAGGGUCAAGAGGGACGACGAGCGGAAGACGAAGCGGUGA
This is a messenger RNA of Dothidotthia symphoricarpi CBS 119687, 1722 nucleotides long. Its product is annotated as DUF382-domain-containing protein. Gene Ontology annotation, cellular component: U2 snRNP; nucleus; U2-type spliceosomal complex. The record is from RefSeq and is a predicted model, not a curated record. Gene Ontology annotation, biological process: mRNA splicing, via spliceosome. The coding region runs from base 1 to 1722 and encodes 573 amino acids. Lineage: Eukaryota; Fungi; Ascomycota; Dothideomycetes; Pleosporales; Dothidotthiaceae. The transcript is spliced from 2 exons.